GGGUGCUCAGUGCACGCAGUAUUCAGUGUGCGGGGUGUGGAGAUGUUUGGCUAUUCAGGUUCAGGGUUCUCUCUCUCUCUCCCUCUCUCUCUCUCUCUCUCUCAGUGUUUGCAGAGACACAAAGGAGCAGCAGCGAGAGGCGAGGAGCAGUGCCUCAGCACGUCGUUGGCACCUGGUUGCUGUGGAGGCAGACGGGAGGGUUGACCGGACCCUGAACACACGAGAGGUGCCUGGAAUGUGAGCACGGAGUGAGUGCUGGCGAGUGAGCAGGAAGGUGCAGACUAUGGCGAGCUCGGCACUGGGGCAUGAGGCCUCGCUACCUCCCUCCGACAGACAGGAACCAGAACAGGAGGAUCCCCGGGCGUCAGCGCAGGGACAGCAGAAAGAAGUUCCACUCCUCAGCAGGGAGGCAAAUCCAGUUGCCCUGGAACAGGACAGACCUGACCUUCCCGGGGACGGAGACUCCAGCUCUGACUAUGUGAACAGCACGUCUGAGGAGGAAGACUACGACGAAGGUCUGCCCGAGGAAGAGGAAGGUGUGACCUAUUACAUAAGGUACUGUCCAGAAGAGGACAGUUAUUUAGAAGACAUCGAGUGUGCAGGAGGGGGCUAUGGACAUGGGGCGCUCCACUCAAUGCAGACUGAUCAUUGUCAGGAGGCCACGGAAGAGUCCUGGGAUGAAUCUAACAGACUCGGUGCUGUGACUGGUGGAGGGAGCACACAGUGUCUCUGUGAUGAGGAUCAGACGGAUCUUGAGCUCAGUAACUCGAGCACUGAGCCAACGCAAAGCGGCGAUAACGAGACAUGCAGCACCGAACGGAAUUGUCAGGUCAGUCGCACAGCAGGGCUCGCUGAGUGCCCAGUGUCCACAGCCCAGGAGGCGGAGGUGGAACCAGAUGUGGAGGAAGAACCGGAUUUGGAGGCGGAACCUGAUGCAGAGAUGGAACCAGAUGUAAAGGUGGAACCCAAUAGGGAGGCAGAACCAGAUGCAGAGGUGGGACCAGAUGUUAAGGUGGAACUGGAUGUGGAGGUGGGACCACAUGUGGAGGUGGAACCGGAUGCAGAGAUGGAACCCAAUGUGAAGGUGGAGCCUGAAGUAGAGCUGGAGGUGGAGGAUCAGGAAGAGGACAUUGAUCAGAUAGUGAGUGAGAUACAGAUGAGUAUGAGUAUCAGCAGCCUGACCAGUCUGAGCCAGCAGAGUCCCGAGGAGGCUGGUGGCAGGAGCCUGCCCUCGGACUGCACCCAGCGCGUUCCCAAUGGAGAUUCCGGCACACAUCACAUCUCAGGAGAAGCCGGGCACAUGGCACUGGGAAACGGGAAAAGCGGAGAGGCCACAUGGAGUGAGAGCACAGGUGUGAGGGCUGACGUCAGGAGGCAGUGGAACCACGGCAAGGUGCCGUAUAACACGGAGCAGCCGAGGAAACAGCAGCGAUCAGACCUGAAUGCACCCGUGGAGAAUAAUAACGUGCUGGAGCAAACAAAGAAACCAGCCUCUUUCCCCAACUUUGUGGAUGGUAAGUUUCCAGGGCCUUGUGAACCAGAGGAUCUGAUUGACGGUAUCAUCUUUGCUGCCAACUAUCUGGGCUCCACCCAGCUGCUGUCUGAACGUAACCCAUCCAAAAAUAUCCGCAUGGUGCAGGCACAGGAGGCAGUGAGUCGCAUCAAGCGGCUGCAAAAGGCAGCGAAAACCAAGAAGAAAGCGGCCUCCGAAGGAGCCUUGCAGCCGAUGACUGAGGUGGAUCUCUUCAUUUCCACACAGAGGAUUAAAAUGCUGAACGCUGACUCCCAGGAGCCGAUGAUGGACCACGCACUUCGCACCAUCUCCUACAUCGCCGACAUCGGUAACAUUGUGGUGCUGAUGGCACGUCGGCGCAUGCCUCGCUCAGCCUCUCAGGACUGCAUUGAGACCACGCCAGGCGCGACGGAGGGCAAGAAGCAAUACAAGAUGAUAUGUCAUGUCUUCGAGUCAGAAGAUGCUCAGUUGAUUGCUCAAUCCAUCGGGCAGGCGUUCAGCGUUGCGUAUCAAGAGUUCCUGAGAGCGAACGGGAUCAAUCCCGAGGAUCUGAGUCAGAAGGAAUACAGCGACAUCAUCAACACCCAGGAGAUGUAUAACGAUGACCUCGUUCAUUUCUCCAACUCCGAGAACUGCAAAGAGCUACAAAUAGAGAAGCAGAAGGGGGAGAUGCUGGGGGUGGUGAUUGUGGAGUCAGGGUGGGGCUCCAUCCUCCCCACCGUCAUCCUCGCUAACAUGAUGAACGUUGGGCCGGCCGCUCGCUCCGGCAAACUCAGCAUCGGUGACCAGAUCAUGUCCAUCAAUGGUACCAGCCUGGUUGGCCUGCCCCUUGCCACCUGCCAAGGAAUAAUCAAGGGUGUGAGGAACCAGACACAACUGAAGCUGAAUAUCGUCAGCUGUCCGCCCGUCACCACGGUGCUGAUCAAGCGGCCAGAUCUCAAAUACCAGUUGGGCUUCAGCGUUCAGAAUGGCAUUAUCUGCAGCCUGAUGAGAGGCGGAAUAGCCGAGCGCGGAGGGGUGAGGGUUGGACACCGAAUCAUUGAGAUCAACGGCCAGAGUGUGGUGGCUACAGCCCACGAAAAGAUUGUCCAGGCCUUGUCUAACUCUGUGGGUGAGAUCCACAUGCGGACGAUGCCAGCGGCCAUGUUCAGGCUGCUGACUGGCCAGGACACCCCUCUGUACAUCUAACAGCCCGAGGGGAAGAUCUGAGCAACGGGAGGGAGUGGCCGGCAAGUGAAUGGUGGAUUCCGGUCAGUGGACCAGGUGCAAUAAAGAGGAGCGAGAGACUCCAGAAUUGGGAACGGCCGUCACACCAGGCACACACACCGAUGUACUGCAAGGGAACACAGAACACGCAGACAUCGCCUUCAAAAAUAUUUAAGACUUGACGUAUUUGAGCUGAAUCCUUGCCACAGCCAACAAGAGUGUCACAAACGAGGGUGUGUGCAGCUCCUGGAGUUUCCAGUGACUGAUGUGAUCAAUGUCCGUCCGGCAUUUAAUCAUGUGAACGUUUCUCUCGCAGUCAAUCACCGUCAGUAACUCUUGGUCUAGCGCUGAGACCAUCGCCAACACUGGGAUCACGGAGACAUUCCUAUGUUUUUUUUGUGUGUAUUUAUAGAAUUGACAAAUUGGCAACUAAUCCCAACGCUUCGUGUAACGGUUGGUUUUACGGAAAUAAGGCAGUGAAUUUCUGGCGUUUCUGAUGAUGGUGUUUCUGUGCUGAAUGUGCGUGUUGCCGGUGGUGAGUGAGUUGUGACUAGUUGUCAGUGUGUGUCACAGCCCAGUAGGGGUAAAGGCUAGUUUAAUGUUAGCCGGGGUGGGGGGUGGGGGGGGGCUCCAGGGCCUGCUGCGGUCUGGCUGCCUUGGGACGCUGUAACUCGCUUUUACUAUUGCAUGCAGCUACAGGUGCCAAUAAACUCUCUGAACACAA
This is a messenger RNA of Callorhinchus milii (elephant shark), 3443 nucleotides long. It is a transcript of the gene apba2b, whose product is annotated as amyloid beta (A4) precursor protein-binding, family A, member 2b. The transcript is spliced from 14 exons. Bases 284 to 2701 code for a protein of 805 amino acids. Gene Ontology annotation, molecular function: protein binding; amyloid-beta binding. Gene Ontology annotation, biological process: chemical synaptic transmission. Lineage: Eukaryota; Metazoa; Chordata; Chondrichthyes; Chimaeriformes; Callorhinchidae. Gene Ontology annotation, cellular component: cytoplasm; plasma membrane; dendritic spine. The record is from RefSeq and is a predicted model, not a curated record.